AUGGGCCUUUUUUCACGACGCACUCACGGGCCAGCAACAAAUGGCCAGACUACCAACGGUCAUACUCAUCGUCGUGGAAAUCGAAACCGUGGGCCAGCUUUUGACAUUGACUCGGGCGACUUCAACCGCAGACCGAGCUUCGGGCAAUGGCUCAAGUUCACAUGGUUGGAUAUCUUGACCAUGGCCGCAAUGGGCGCCAUCGGCCUCGGAGUCUAUGAAGCCAAACCUGCCCCUAGCCGAUCCUUUCCAGUGACCUUUUCAGAUGGAGAAAUCGUCUAUCCCGAGUUCGCCUAUCCCCUGCGCCAUGAAAUCGUUCCGAUUUGGCUUGCCGCUCUUCUUGCCUCUUUGAUCCCAAUCUUCAUCAUCCUGUGCAUGCAGAUUCGCAUUCGCUCUUUCUGGGAUGCCAACAAUGCAAUCAUCGGUCUCUUGUACUCUCUCAUCGGAGCGGCAGUAUUUCAAGUGUUCAUCAAAUGGCUCAUUGGCGGAUUGCGACCCCAUUUCUUGAGCGUCUGUGAUCCAGAUCCGGCGUUGAUGGCUUCUCACCCUGGCCGAGGCUUCGAAGAUAUCAUGUUCCAGAGAAACAUCUGCCGGGGAGACCCCGACCAGAUUGAUGACUCGCUCGAGUCCAUGCCAUCCGGCCACACCACCGCCGCAUUUGGUGGCUUUCUCUACCUCUACUUUUACCUCAACGCCAAAUUGAAGGUCUUCAGCAACCACCAACCAGCAUUCUGGAAACUCAUUGCAACCUAUGCUCCAUUGCUCGGUGCUUGUCUGAUCGGCGGCGCCCUUACAAUUGACGAAUAUCACAAUUGGUACGAUGUCUUCGCCGGCGCUGUUAUUGGAUCUGUCUUCGCUAUUUCAAGCUAUCGCAUGGUCUAUGCCUCUGUCUGGGACUUCAGAUUCAACCACAUUCCCUUGACUCGUCAUACUCCAUUCUCCUACGGAGCAGGUGCUGCUGGCGCGGGAGGGUUUGAAAGUGCGGUCUUCACCAGGCAGGCUGGGUGGGGAUACGGAGAGCAUUAUGGCGGUGCACCCUUUGAUGCUGCCCAUGGUCUUAGAGGGCAGGCGGCUGGGUUCAACACUGGCGCAGUCCAUCACGAUCGUUACCUUAACAAGAGCGAAGGAGAUGUGGAGCGAGACGCUGGUCUCCAUCACACGACCGGCACCACGAAUGGCUAUGGGAAUGGCACUUCAUCUGUGAGAGAUCCUCCGGCUGCCGUGACCAAUGGUACGAAUAGCUACGGCCGGAAGAGCUUGGAGCGCAAACCUGUCCCUACUUCAGCAUGA
Molecule: messenger RNA, 1287 nt
Organism: Fonsecaea multimorphosa CBS 102226
Lineage: Eukaryota; Fungi; Ascomycota; Eurotiomycetes; Chaetothyriales; Herpotrichiellaceae
Exons: 2
Coding region: 1-1287 (428 amino acids)
Biological process (GO): phospholipid metabolic process
Molecular function (GO): phosphatidate phosphatase activity
Source: RefSeq, a predicted model, not a curated record